Molecule: messenger RNA, 1128 nt
Organism: Amborella trichopoda
Lineage: Eukaryota; Viridiplantae; Streptophyta; Magnoliopsida; Amborellales; Amborellaceae
Biological process (GO): respiratory electron transport chain
Cellular component (GO): membrane
Source: RefSeq, a predicted model, not a curated record
UGAACGUAGAUCAAGGGCAUUAUUGUCAUGAUCUUCUUGUUAGACAUCUCUUCGCCGAAGAAGACUGCUUGAAGAGGAGAGAGAAAGUACACUUUACCCACAGUCACAAUGCAAUCCGCCAUGGUGAUGAGCUCCACUGUGGGGGCUCUUCUCAACCCUAAUCCUCUCUUUAUUACCUGCAAUUUUAGACCCUCAAAUGGUGGCUUCUACCCGAACCAGAAGUGGGUUCCUCCGCAUAGAUGGAGUUGCAGGGCCAAAUGUAUCAGAGCUUCCAUUUCUGACGAAGAAGAACCGAGCAGAGAGGUAGAGAGAGAAAGAAGAGGAGGGAAGGAGUUGUUGCUUCUGUCCUUUGCACCACUCCCUCUCCUUCUUAUUGGAGCACUCCCAGGAGCUGAGAUUGCAAGGGCGGUAUUUGGGCCGUUUGCUGAGACAGUGAAGACAUGGGACGUUCCCAAUGGGCUUCUUCAUUGGGGUCACCCUGGAAACAUGGCGGUUGUUUGUUUGGCAAUGGGAGGUUAUGGAUCAUACUUGGGUUUCAGAAUUAAAUACUCUGAUGACUUGGAAGAGAAGGCCAAAGCAAAGGACUUGCACCCUAAAUUGUUAGGAGGCAUGUUCUUCUUUGUCGUGGUGGGCGCAACCGGGGGAAUUACGUCCCUUCUCACUUCAGAUAAGCCCAUCUUUGAAAGUCCUCAUGCUGUUACUGGUUUACUUGGCCUCACGCUCCUCACAGUUCAGACAAUCUUGGCCACAUCAUUCGAGGGGAACCCUGGACUACGAAGUGUACAUGGUGUGCUGGGAACGGGUAUCAUGGGUUUGUUCCUGGUUCAUGCAAUCUUCGGCCUUCAGCUUGCUUUGAGCUACUGAUUACUUUCAGAAUAUCAAUUCAUCGUCAAAAUCAGUUCCAAACAUUAUUGGCCUUAAGCCUUGUUUGAAUUCACUCUCCCAUUUCCUUGGUCACCAAUUUUGAAUUUGCCAUGCGGUGGUGGAUUUUGUUAGUGAAUAAUGUAAAGGGUGUGGUUUGUAUAAGGCUGAGGUUCUAAACAAUCAAAGUAAGGCCCACCUUUAACUAGUCUCGAAAGAUAUUAUUUCAGUACUAGAAAUAAUUGUGAUAGCCUGAAAAUUUCUUUU